UUAAUAUCCGAAUCCAACACAAUUUCCACGCACUCAUUUGCAUUACACACGCACAUACCCAAAACCCCAUAGGGAUAGGCUAUGCUAUAGUUGCAGAGUCUCCACGCUGACGGCAGCUUAAUGAUGGAUAUCACUUACACGCCCUACAUUGAUCCAGAUUUUGAAGUACUUUUAGAAAGAAUCCAUCCUCCAAGGGUUUCCGUUGACAAUAACAUCUAUCCAGAUUGCAGUCUUAUCAUGGUUGAUAGUGCUAAUAAGCACGGGGUGCUGCUGGAGGUGGUUCAAGUUCUUACAGAUCUUGACCUCGUCAUUUCCAAAUCUUACAUCUCCUCCGACGGUGGUUGGUUGAUGGAUGUCUUCCACGUGACGGACCAACAAGGAAACAAACUCACUGAUGAAAGCCUUAUUCUUCACAUCCAAGAGGCCAUUUGCACAAGUAGGAUAGCAAACAAGGAGGCUAGACCUAGAGGUGUGUCGGCUGAACACGUGGCACUCGAGAUGACGGGGCUAGACAGGCCCGGUCUGAUGUCAGAAAUGUCGGCCGUUCUUGCUGAGAUGGGGUGCCACGUCUCUGCUGCCGUGGCAUGGACCCACAAGGGCCGCGCAGCGUGCAUCAUCUAUGUCGAAGAUAGUAACGGGCGGAUGAUGGACCCCACCCGGGCGGCCCAAGUGCGGGCCCAUCUUGAGAAUGUGGUGGAAGCGCACCACCACGAGGAUGAGAGGCGAAGCGUGAGGCUGGCUGCCCCUGCCCCGGGCCGUACGCACACGGAGAGGCGCCUCCACCAGAUGAUGGCGGCAGACAGAGACUACGACCAAUGCUGCUCGUGUUGCAGCGGUAACAGCGAAUGGGAUGGGGUCGACGUGUAUGGCGGCUGCGGCAAAGAGAGGAAGAAGGGACAGAUUGGGACACAUGUGAAGAUACAGAAGUGCAAGGAAACUGGCUACUCGAUUAUUACAGUGAGGAGCAGAGAUCGGCCUAAGCUGUUGUUCGACACGGUUUGUGCUCUCACUGACUUGAACUAUGUAGUGCACCAUGCCGCCAUUAGCUCUCAAGGCUCCACUGCAUUCCAGGAAUAUUACGUAACAGACAAGAAUGGGACGUUGGAGAUGGACAGCGAGAAGCACAGGGUUACCAAAUGUUUGGUUGCUGCCACAGAAAGGAGAGUUUCCAAUGGACUGAGACUGUGUAUUUGCACUAAGAACAAAACGGGGCUGCUAUCGGACGUUACACGAGUCCUUCGGGAGAACGGACUGUCGAUAAUGGGAGCGGAGAUCGGGGUUCGUGGUGAAAACGCGGUGGGGACGUUCUACCUCAAAGAUGCAACAGGGGAAGAUGUGAGGCCGGAAACGGUGGAGAUGGUAAGACGAGAGAUCGGAGGCCGUACAGUUUUCAAAAACAUGUCACCUUCUAGAACAAGCAGCGGUGUCCAAGAUGAAGAGAGGCCGAGGUCUUCUCUGGGAAGCUUCAUCUGGUCGCACUUGGAGCGCCUCUCCGCCAACUUCAAACCCAUUAAAUCGUGAUUGUAUUUGCAAUUUGUGUAAAUGUUAGAUAGCAUCAACUGUAAAUGAGAUAUCAUAUGUCACCAGAUGUAAAUAAGAUCCGAUUCCCAUACCAUCAUUGCUUCCAUUUUC
Molecule: messenger RNA, 1632 nt
Organism: Salvia miltiorrhiza (redroot sage)
Lineage: Eukaryota; Viridiplantae; Streptophyta; Magnoliopsida; Lamiales; Lamiaceae
Product: ACT domain-containing protein ACR1
Exons: 8
Coding region: 121-1521 (466 amino acids)
Source: RefSeq, a predicted model, not a curated record